Molecule: messenger RNA, 1047 nt
Organism: Ceratotherium simum simum (southern white rhinoceros)
Lineage: Eukaryota; Metazoa; Chordata; Mammalia; Perissodactyla; Rhinocerotidae
Source: RefSeq, a predicted model, not a curated record
AUGUGGCUGUGCCAUGUCCUGCUGCUCCUGGCCAGUGCUUCCCUUUUUGCCCACCUGGGUACCACUGCUGGGUCCCACAGUCUUCGUUAUGACCUCACGGUGGUAUCCCAGGAUGGAUUUGUCCAAUCAAGACUUUUCGCUGAGGGGCACUUGGAUGGUCAGCCCUUCCUGCACUACAACAGUGAGAAAGGCAGGGCAGAGCCCCAGGGGCUGUGGGCAGAAGCGGUCCUGGGAGCGGAGACGUGGGACACAGAGACCAAGGACUUGACAGAGAAGGGGAAGGACCUCAGAAAGACCCUGGCAGACAUCAUGGCUCUGCAGGACCAGAAAGGAGGCUUGCAUUCCCUCCAGGAGAUUCGGGGCUGCGAGAUCCAAGAAGACGACAGCACCAGGGGCUUGAGACAUUUCUACUAUGAUGGGGAGCUCUUCCUCUCCUAUAACCCCAAGACCCGUGGAUGGCUAGUGCCCCAGUCCUCUGCUCAGACCCUGGCUAUGGAGACCAAGAAGUCCUGGGACGCAGAUGGCUUUCAAAGCAAGGAUUACUGGGCCCAUGUGCAGGGAGAGCUUUGUGAAAGACUGUGGAGAUAUCUGGAAUCCUGGAUGGGCUUCACGGAGAGAACAGUGCCCCCAGCAGUGAAUGUGACCUGCAACCAGGCCGCGGAGGGCGUGGUCACCCUGAUAUGCUGGGCUUUUGGCUUCUCUCCCGGGAACAUCACAUUGACCUGGCUUCAGAAUGAAGAACCCCUGAGACACGGCGCCCAGCAGUCUGGGGGUGUCCUGCCUGAUGGGAAUGGGACCUACCAGACCUGGGUGGCCAUAAGGAUUCCCCAAGGAGAGGAGCAGAGGUUCACGUGCUACGUGGAACACAGUGGGAACCACAGCACAUACCCUGUUCCACUCGGAAAGGCCCUGGUGCAUCAGAGUGGAUGGCCAGCCAUUCUAGGUGUUGUUGGUGUUAUUAGUUCCAUUACUCUGUUUGCCCUUUGGUACAAGAAGAAUAAGAAGACAACAUCGGCUGCAGAGAGCCCAGGUGAGAAAUCUGGGUAG